Messenger RNA from Ceratosolen solmsi marchali, 1035 nucleotides. It is a transcript of the gene Pmi, whose product is annotated as Transmembrane protein Pmi. Gene Ontology annotation, cellular component: mitochondrial inner membrane. The transcript is spliced from 3 exons. Bases 108 to 635 code for a protein of 175 amino acids. Gene Ontology annotation, biological process: inner mitochondrial membrane organization. NCBI's taxonomy places the organism in Eukaryota, Metazoa, Arthropoda, Insecta, Hymenoptera, Agaonidae. The record is from RefSeq and is a predicted model, not a curated record.
AUUUUUAUCAGCUGAUCUUUACAUCCGGUUCAUGUAUUUCUAAGUUUAGUUUUUCCAUCCGGUUCGCGGGAAUCUUUAUUUUAGUAUUUAAUCGGCUGAUCGAAAAAAUGGUAGAUGAAGCAAGUGACAGUGAAAACUCUAAGAAAGUUGCUAUCAUCCGUGAAGUAUAUGAUGGAGAAAAUGCUCAUGAAAGUUUUGAGUAUGAACUUGAAAGGGCUCUUGAAUCAGAAUGUCAAUUAAUUGUUAUAGAACCAUCUAAAUUAGGAGAUGAAACUUCUAGAUGGAUUUCAGUUGGAAAUUGUCUUCAUAAAACUUCAGCAUUAUCUGGUUUAGUUGCAAUUAUUACAGGAAUUAUAUGGAGCGAUCGACCUUAUAUCUGUGGUCCUUUUGGAUUUACAGCUGCAAUAUCUUGUGGUUUAUAUACUGUAUCAUGGCAAUUUGAUCCAUGUUGUCAAUAUCAAGUAGAAACAGAUACUAGUAAAUUACCUCAUGUUGAGGUACUUGCUGUUCUAGGACCUUCAUCACCUACUUUUCUUGUUAAAAAAGAUGAUACCAGACGAAGGAUGUUACAUACUACAAUAACUACUUUAGCUCUUAGCAUCAGUGCUUGGAGGAUAUAUCAAGCCUUUAAAUGAAAAAAUUGAUAUUUAAUAUUGAGUUACAAAAUUGAAAGGCUUAAAGGUAGGCCUUAGUGGAGAAUUGUAUGUGAUUGUAGACCAACGUAGACUACAACUAUAAGAAUUAGGAAAAAUACAGUUAUGUUCUGAUAUUAUAAAUAUAAUUCAUGGGAGAUGUACAGAAUAUUUAUGUCAAUGACACAUAACAGUGUCCCAUCUUAAAUUAAAAAUAAAUGGAUUUUUUAUUUUUUGUAAUAUUCAUGUGUGAUUACAGCUUUUUAUGGUGUGAAGUUAAUAUAAGUGGUGUAUAUGUAAUUAUGUAUAAUUAAAUUAGUAAAGGAUUAGAUUUUAAAGUAUGUAUUUUUAAACUAUAAAAAAACUGGAAUACACUGUUUAUAACAAGAGUUAUAUUAAGAAA